UUCGUCUAAACAAAGUCUUCCUGUUGAAAGACUUUUGUCUAACAACACCAAUAUUUCAUACUUUCUAACUGCUAGAAAAUCGGGUGAUGUCAUUUGGGCUGAAGGGCAAUGCAUUCUUACAAAAACGAAAGGAAUUGAUAUCCAACGCUUUUCGGUUUAUCUCCAUUUCUUUAAAAAAUCUAUUUUGAAAACUAACUCAUGCUGUGACAGAAUCUAUCGCUUGAACGAGCAUUCGGUAACUGGCUUCCAGUUUCAGGGGCUAAUACUUAUGAUGGGAAAAACUAUUUUUAUCAACGAUCAUAAGCUAUGUAUAAAUAACGUGCAUUGCGAACUCGUCAAACGUGUCCCCAACUGUCUGAUAAGAGCGGUAGCUAUCAUGACAAGACUGGACACGGGCACAAAUCUGUAAAAAAUCAUCAAAGUUUAUUCUCUGUCUUCUGUUGCGAUACUUCACUGCCAGCAAAUUGAUAGUCUCCUCGCAUAUUUCGAAUCCUAGGCUUGCGAUCACGUCCUUCAGGUCUGCUGCAUCCAUAUCCCAGCUCUGAUUGCUCUCGUAUUUUUUAUACACUUUUCUCUUCUCCAUAAGCCACUGGAACAGAUCUUUAAACUGAGCAAAGUCGAGCUUCCCUGAUCGAUCUCUGUCCACCAUUACAAUCAAGCUUCUACAACACUCAAUACUGAAAUCUUUCACCUCGCCAAAAUCCCUUUUGAAUACUGCACCCAGCAAUUUGUGCAGUUCAAAUGCAUCGAUCUCAAGGUCUUCCCCUGCAACUCCUUUGAACAAAGUGAGAAAUUUUUCAUCAACUUCGGAACGAUUAUUGUUAUCGACCUCUUGCUUUGUUUCAGCAGUUUCGUUUGUCUCAUUGUCUUCCUUGUCGGGCUUGAAGUUAAAAUUCUCGUCAGUAUUACCCUUUGCUCUGUUUGUCUCUGUUGAUGGAAUUAACGUUAAUGUGAAUUUAGAUCCGAGGUGAGCCUUUUCAGAACUCGCCUUCAUAACAUAGCGUUCUACAGACAUCCUGAAACGCGGAAAUACUUCUAGGCCGUCGCGCACCGAUGUUGACUUGGUGGACACAAAAUGAGCGCACUCCUGGAUAGACGUGGUGAUAAAUCAGAUAACAGGCGAUAUUUACCACAAUUCGACACCACAAUUUGGUAUUGUUUGCUAUAACAGCUGUUGAAAUUUUGACGAAAACAGUAUAAAAAACCGAAAUUGGGCCACAGCGAGCAGGAAGGCUCCUUUAUCGAUCGCAGGCCGGGCAGACAAUGAUCAAAGCUAAAGGCAAUAAUGGGCUUUAUUUAAAUGCAAAAACAAUUCGGAUACAAAUCUCCAUUCUAGCCAAACAAAAUAAAACAAUAAACGGAUCACACUGGCAUUUAUGUACGGAUUAUAACACAAGUGAUGUCGUUGACUUCCUUGUUUAUUUUCCCAUUUUUCCAAGCCCCCUGGAAGCUGGAUUUUUGUCCCUAGUCGGUAUAAUGUUCCCUCUUUCGCAAGACAAUCAAUCCCCUGCCGGUCCAAGACAAAUUCUGCUGUCCUUGCCGAAUUUACCUGUCCUCCCCCGUGAAGACUUGUCAGGCUUGUUACACAGGGGCGUAUUCUCCUUGGGCCUCCUUAGACCAAGCCUCGACCCCACUUUAGUUUCACUAGAAUGCAGGGACGCCGGAACGACCAAGGGGCAAGGGGGGCGGGCUUGAGAAAAAGGGCAUUUGAAAAUUAAUUCCUAGCUACCAACAGUUCUUUCGUAACUGUCAUUUUCUUUCGAUCUUUUGUCGGUAUCUUAAAAAUGACUAAAUUUUGGUAUAAGAAAUUUAUUUACAAGAUUUGAGAAAUUUCGUCAGAAAUAAGGCACUACAGUCAGGAUUUCAUUUGAAUCUCUUUCAUAUGAAACAAAAGGCCGGCGUCACUUCUGUAAAAAGGGCAUUUUAGCCCCCCUUGCCCCUACUAUCAAAAGGCAACAGUGGUGGUUGACCCCCCCCACCCCCCUCUCAGGCAUCCCUGGCAGAAUGGCUAUUGAAUAAUCUUAGCAACACCCUUCUUUAAAAGAACUAGAAAAAUUGGGUUCAUGCUGACUGUUCUUGAUUUUUUGAAACUUUGAGGCUCUACUGUUCAUAAAAUAUACUUAGAUAAAUUGAAUGUCAAGUCAAAAAGUUUAGAUAUGUUGGCUAUACAUAAAACAGACUUUGUUUAUGAUAACAUCAACAAUAGAUAUAAACUGAAUAAAGUUUGUUUUAAAUUCAAACUUGCGAUAAUAGUUUUAAAUCUGUCAAAUUUCAAUAUCACCGACAUCUAUUGAAAUGCAUUUUGAAUACUGUGUUCAAAGUUAAAGAGGAUAUGACACGAAAAUAAUAUUAGGUUUAUUUCAACCAAGUUUAACGCGCAGAUUUCAAAACUUUUUUCCUUUUUUCGAUACGAUAUCUAGUUCAUGAAAUAUUCGGUUUUAAAUUCGGAAUUUCGCAUACUUCGAUGGCAGAAUUUGAACGCGGUCAGAAAUUUGGCGCCAGAAGUCUGUGACGUCAGAUGUUGGACAGAAUAAGCGUGCUUUGUUGUGUUAGAUUGCCACCUACACGUUAAGUGCGAAAUGAAAUCCGCUUGCAAUAAUUUCCUGUUGUUUACUUCUGUGACAAAUUAUCAGCUUUUUUGAAUAACUGUUGAAUACGUAUUCAGGAAAUUUCGUAAAGGUAAUUUUUGGAGGAUUUACGUUUGCCAAUAGCUUGCACAAUAAUGCCGUCACGUCCCUCAACUUCCAUACUAAUCUUUGUAUGCAUGAUUAUGUGCGUUGAGUAUUGAGAUUUCCGACUUUUUAAUAAUUGAAAAAACCUUUUGAGUUCACAAAAGUAUAAAAUAGGGGCGUAAGAUGCUUUCAGGCAGUUUUCAGUUCAGAACAUCAGCUCAAAACAACGAGAUUUGAAACAAGAUUUCGAAUUCAAAUCAAUAAGUAUGCAAGAAUCUACAAGGCCGACAAACAAAAAAGUGAAACGUGGGGGGCAAUAUUGCGUUGCCGGAUUACCAAAUGGGGAGAGCUGUACAAACAGUAGUUUGACGCCAGGUAUUAGUAUGCACCGUUUUCCAAGUAAAAACCUCGAUUUGCGAAGGCAAUGGAUUCGUUUCGUCAGAAGACAUCGUGCCAAUUUCAAUCACCAAGCCUACUCGAUCGGCCCUUACCUGUGCUCAGAUCAUUUUGAGCGCUCUUGCUAUGAAAAACCGUUUGCUUUAGAGCUUCCUGGUUUUGACAGUUCCAAAACGAAGAGGACUUUAAAAAAGGAUGGUAUUCCAACUGUAUUCGACACACGAGGACGAAGCCAGGCAUUUAGUGAAUCGUCUUCAAAGGUGGCAAGAAACAGAAGAACUUUGUUAAGAGGAAUCAAACAGCACGAACACGCUAACAAAAAUGAAUGUGCUUCAGGACAGUUCGAUGAAGAGAUAGAAGAGGUUGAGGUAGGCGAAAAUGCGUUCACCAUCGGGGAACAGCACAACGAUUCUGAAGAACAUGUAGACGUUGUUCCAUUGCAGUGCCAAGUUCAUCUGACAGGUGCCCCCGUACACACAUGCCCCACAUGCAUAACCCCUCAACGAGAAGAGGUUCAAGGAAAUAUUAGAACACAUACGGCAAUACAGGUGGCAAUGAUGUGCAAGAAAUGCACUGAAACACGGAAAAAAAUUCAGAACCUAAGACGUCAGAACAACAGGCUAAAACAUGUUAUAAGGACACUACGGGAAGGCAGCGAAAAGAAUGAAGAUAGCGGUAACCCUAUUCCUGUUGAGGAUAUACUUCAUGCUGAAGAGUCAAAUGAAAAUUUAUCAGAAGACGAGGACAGCGAAUGGAAAGUUGAUGAAGCAGACAGUUCUCCUAGUGACAUGUCAGAUAGUGAUGGGACUGAUUUUGAUGAUUAUGAUUAUGAUGAUACACAUAAAAAGAGGCAACAAGUGAGAAUUGACCAAAAUGCAACUCCAGAAAAAGAACCCAAGUUUAUUGUAUUUUAUACAAUGCUACUACAAGUCUUUUCAAUCCUCUGUUUCAAGUGUAAAAAAACUAAGCCAGGAGUCAGAAUGGAGCAGAAUGGGACAAUGGUAACUGUUUAUCAGAGUUGCAUCGAAUGUGGGAAAGACUGUUGGAAAUGGAGGUCACAACCAUACGUUCUUGGUCGUUAUCCAGCUGGUAACAUCUUGCUUAGUCUCGGCACUCUUACAGCUGGAGCAUCAAUCAGCAAACUGCUAUUAAUUUUCAGACACUUCGGCCUUGCCACUUACAGUGCACAUACUUUUUUCCGUCAUCAAAAAAAGUUUGUUUUCCCUGCAAUUCUCCGUCACUGGGAGCUAUAUAGAGCAUCAUUGCUGACUGAGCUUCAUGGUGUUAAAGACAUUGUCCUAUGUGGCGAUGGUCGAUUCGAUUCGAUGGGGCAUUCAGCAAAAUAUGGCACUUACACGAUGUAUUGUGACAAUAUAAAAAAAAUCAUACACUUUGAAUUGGUUCAGUCAAAUGAAUGCAAAGGUAGUUCCAAUAUGGAGUUGCUUGGUGCUAAGCGAUGUUUCGGAUACCUAAAUGAUGCCGGGAUAGAGGUCUCCAAUUUUAUAUCAGACAGACACAGAGGAGUGGCCAAAUGGAUAAGGGAGUCUUUACCACAUGUCCAUCAUUAUUAUGAUAUUUGGCAUGUUGCACGCACCUUAACCAAGAAGGUAACAAUAGCUAGCAAGGAGAGAAAUUGUGAGAUAUUGGGUACCUGGUGUUCAACAAUCCGCAACCACCUCUACUGGUGUGCAACAUCGACAAAGGAAGGUUUUGGGAAACUCAUUGUCGCAAAAUGGAAGGCUUUCUCAAAUCACAUCCAGAACAAGCACAACAACCACGAAGACAAACUGUUUCAGAGGUGUGCACACGGAGAACUAGAUCAUAAACGUAGAUGGAUUCUCAAUGGAACUACUGCAUAUGACAAGAUUCAGCCAAUUCUAAUGAAUCAAAGCCUUCUACAAGACAUUGCGAAAUUGUCAUCAAAUGCACAAACCAGCUGUCUCGAGGGAUACCACUCUACACUGAACCAAUGGCACCCAAAGAUGACACAUUACUCCUGGAUUGGCUCUCUGUGCAGGCAUAUAAUGGCAGUUUCACAUUUCAACGAAAACCUGCACAGGGAAGCACAAAAAGACAAAAAUGGAAAGGAAUAUUUCAAAGUUUCUUAUCCUAAAUAUAAACUUGGCGAAGAAGCAGUAAAACCUGUUCCAGUCCCUCCAUCUUACAAUUACGUUGAGCAUACAAAAGAACUUUUAUUUAAAUCAAACGAAGAAGAACUUGGCCAGAUUUGGAAAAAGUAUGCUGAUAAGAUGCCUGCAUCCUUGGUGAGCAGAUUUGAAAGAACAAAAAGUAAGAAAGAGGCUGUAAAAGAAUAUAAAAAAAGGAGAACACUAUUUCAACCAUUAUACCCUUCAGAAAAUGAUCAAUACAAACUCCAAGAAGAUUUGGUAGCUGAGCAAGCAUGCAACAGAGCUGAUCGUUUGCCAAAAAGAAAGGCCCCUUCAUGCAAAAAAUGUGGCCAAUUGAUGAAAGGACAUGCUAAGACUUUAUGCAAAGAAUGACUUAAAGAAUUAUAUACACUUGCAUGAAAUUAAAUAUAACAAAAGCUAAUUGUAUAAAGAUAAUCUAUGUUAUUAGUUACGUUCUUCUGCAUUUUUAUAUCCAAUCUUCUGGUUAGACAUAAACUUUUCACGGACGUUAUGAUAAAUGCAUGCAGGCAGAGGCCGUGUAUUGUCCCAUCCCAUGUAUCCAAAUAUCCAGCGUGCUAACCAGCGAUAAGAAACUGCACGA
Messenger RNA from Rhopilema esculentum, 5798 nucleotides. RefSeq lists its product as uncharacterized. The record is from RefSeq and is a predicted model, not a curated record. NCBI's taxonomy places the organism in Eukaryota, Metazoa, Cnidaria, Scyphozoa, Rhizostomeae, Rhizostomatidae.